AUGUUUCGAUCACUCAAGGACAAGCUUUCGCCUGCGAAGAACAACAACGCGCCAUUGCUACAGACUUCCAACUCUGACAGCAAAGGCACGAACAAUCACCCUCAGCGCAGCGCCUCGCAGGCUACUCGAAGGCCGAUGAAUCCGCCUACUUCCAGCAAUCCUUUCAGGAGCCCCGGAGAAGCCCCGCCACCCUACUCAGAAGGCGCAUCCUCCUCGUUGACUGUUCCGGCUUUCACGCAACCAGCGGCUCCGGCGCAACCGUCUGCCAAUGCCAUCACCCCGCAAGAUGACGACCCAUACGCCUUCCUCUCCAGCUUCGACACCAUCUUCCUGAUCGACGACUCCGGCUCCAUGGCAGGCGGGCUGUGGCGAGAGACCAAGGAGGCCCUCGAGCACAUCACACCCAUCUGCACCGCCCACGACGAGGACGGCAUCGACAUCUACUUUCUCAACGCCAAAGACUCUCCAGAGUAUCACAACAUCACGAACCCAGCAAAAGUUGACCAGAUCUUUGGGAGAGUCCGACCAUGGGGCUCCACGCCGACUGGACAGAAGCUAAAUAGCAUUCUGAAGCCUUAUUUGGCGAAGUACAAGGCGAAGCCGGACAGCACUAAGCCCAUCAACAUCAUCUGCAUCACUGAUGGCGCGCCAUCCGACGAUGUUGAGAGCCCCUUGAUCGCUGCAGCUAAGAAGCUUGACAAGCUUGAUGCGCCGCCGUGGCAGAUCGGGAUCCAGUUCUUCCAAGUUGGCCAGGAUGAGCAGGCGAAGAAGCAUCUGAAGCAGCUUGAUGAUGACAUGGCGGAGAUUGCGGGUGAUGACGAGCUGCGGGAUAUUGUGGAUACGGUGCCGUACAUGGGUGUGUCGGGUACGAAGCUUUCUGCUGAUGGGAUCUUGAAGGUGGUGCUCGGAGCAGUCAAUCGUAGGUUGGACAGGAAGAAGAGUAAGGAUCUUCAUCGAUGA
Messenger RNA from Saxophila tyrrhenica, 960 nucleotides. RefSeq lists its product as uncharacterized. Lineage: Eukaryota; Fungi; Ascomycota; Dothideomycetes; Mycosphaerellales; Extremaceae. The record is from RefSeq and is a predicted model, not a curated record. The coding region runs from base 1 to 960 and encodes 319 amino acids. The transcript has a single exon.